Messenger RNA from Suillus clintonianus, 1050 nucleotides. RefSeq lists its product as uncharacterized. Lineage: Eukaryota; Fungi; Basidiomycota; Agaricomycetes; Boletales; Suillaceae. The transcript is spliced from 10 exons. Bases 1 to 1050 code for a protein of 349 amino acids. The record is from RefSeq and is a predicted model, not a curated record.
AUGCUAACUAUACUAGACAUCCAGAAGAAAGCUGAUGAUUUGUUAGAUGAAGAGAGCGAUGUGGACGAGGCAUAUACCAGCAAAGAUAACAAGCUGUUGUGUUCAACAACAGUGGUUCUAGAUGACAGUGACAUUGAACAUAUAGAUGACGCUGAUCCUGCAGACAUUUUACCCCCAGUUCUUCCUCCUAAAGAGAAAGAAUCUACACCUAGUCCUGAUUCUAGUGAUGAAGAUGGGGGAAAUGAGGGCAGUGGUGAUGAGGACCACAAUGAUGGAGAUGGAGAUGUAUCUAUGAAGAGCACAGGUGUUAGCAGGAGAACCAAUGGGCUCAUUCAGGUCAAGGAGGAGCCCCAAGAAGAUAAAGGAGAAUGUAUUUGUAGGAAACAAAUUCAUAAAGGUGAUACUAAACUACUGACCACUUUGACUUCCUUGAAGAAGGACGGCUGCGGACCCUUAGUCGAUCUUGCUCACCAGCUACUCCACAUCAAGGUUGCAUUAGUGAGCGCCUUUCCAGGGCCUUCAGUGGAUGUGCAGGACGCCUUUGCAUGGGACUACAUCAAGGAAGCAGUCAAGAUUCCAGACUCUCCCCUGAAGCCAAUAGCACUGGCUUAUGUGUGGUCUGGUGCUAGUCAGUUGAGAGGGGAGCUGGUUAAAAAGGCAAGAGAGAAUGUGAUUUUUCUAUUGCAGCAAAUGAAACCUAGGGAUAUUGCGGACUUAACUUCCUGGCUGGUCUCUGCUAAAAAGGAUCCCUUUCUGUGCGGUGAAUUGGAUCUCAAGAACAAGACCUUCAAUAAGAAUCUCCCAUUCUGUGCUGCUAUGUUGCAUCAGCUGCUCAUCAGUCAAUUUUUUCAAGGAGCUAUAUCAGAAGGUCUGCUGUACAAAGACAAGUUUGAAAAACUCCCUGAUAAUCUUAUUGCGCUGCUUGCUACAGCUGCUGAAUGUGGAUUCAAGGGCAUGCUCUCAGGAACUCCAGUUGUCAUAGAAUUCAAAGAGCCAGUCUUUCAACCAAGACCCCAGUACUAUAUGCUGAAGCUCGCUGAAUAUCGCUAA